Molecule: messenger RNA, 2217 nt
Organism: Colossoma macropomum (tambaqui)
Lineage: Eukaryota; Metazoa; Chordata; Actinopteri; Characiformes; Serrasalmidae
Gene: spata6
Product: spermatogenesis associated 6
Exons: 13
Coding region: 425-1867 (480 amino acids)
Biological process (GO): spermatogenesis
Molecular function (GO): myosin light chain binding
Source: RefSeq, a predicted model, not a curated record
GGUCCCCAGGUAAGGCCUCCCAAAUGUUGAGAAAUAGUCCUGCAGGUUUCAGUUUGCAGCAGCAGGUCGAAAAUUAAGUCUAGACAUUAUAUAGGCUUAAAUCAGGACUGCAAAUGUUUCAUUUGGUAAAUCACAACUGAAAUGAUUUAGUGCAAGACUCGGGCUAAUCCAGGUCCAGGAAACUUUAAUAUACUAAAUCCCAACGGGCUCCCAGUGGAUAUGAAGUGCACUAUUUGGAUGCAGAAUCCCUUAUUUCAUGCCCUAUGUAGUGCACUAUUUAGGGCGUACAGAAGCAUGGGAGAUUCAGCCUCGGUGGCGCUGCACUGAGGAGGUCACAUGACCGUUUGAUCAUUUCCCGUUUUUUCAAACCAUUCAAACUUUUAACCCGAGCGCUGAGUGUAUCUAUGGCAACGGCGAGUUAAAGAUGGGAGGAGUGACGCCGCUCCACAAGACUUCACACUCCAGAGUACGACGGAAAGCUUUGAAAUGUACUGUAGAACUAAAAGUCCAUGCUAUCACCUGUCCGGGGGUCUUUUUACCGUCCCGAGAGGACAUUUACUUGAGUGUCCGAAUGAUGGGACAGUACCGCAAAACAAAGUGUCUACCCUUCGAUUUUCCUCUUCUGAUGCACGAAAAGAUGGUGUUUACAAAGACCUUCACAGGAGCCGUUGACCCUGGUGAUAUAGCUGAUCAUCUGGAGAAUGAUACAACCUGUUUUGAGCUCAUUCAGCUUGUCCCCCCAGAGGGAGAAAUUCUGGCCACUCUUGAAGAGAAUACCAGAGACUUCCUCUACCCAGGCCCAAGGCUGACUCCCCAAACCCCUGGUUCAGAGAGAGAGAUUCUGAUGAAGAAAUCCGUCUCCUUCCCGGGGAUCUCGCCCAAAGUGGAAUUUUCAACCACAUCUGUUAUUGAGGAGUGUGAUUUGAAAGGUAGCCAGACAACCUUCUCGCCAGUUAACCAUUCCCACACUAAGCCUGGUCAUGUAAAAACAAGCCCUAGACGAAAGACCAAGACCAACACGAAGCAAAGCAAAGUGCCAGCGUGUGGUUACCAGAGGCCCACAGUAGCAUCACAGACCCGCUCCCCCUCACCCUACACCUACCGCAGGAUGUGCCAGCUGUCCGAGGAGGCUAGACAGCGCCUGAGCCACCUCCAGCUUGGGCCCUACACCUUUAAGAAAGAAACAGAUCCUCAGCCUCCUUUUGUGGUCCCCUGUAGUCCAGGCGCCUCUCUGAUUGAAUCCCCCACGUUUCCUCCAGCUCUUCCAUCUUCACCCAAGAGAAGCUCCUUCCUCCAGACGUCUGUGAAUUUUGCUGCAGACGUCACAGAUCUCACACUCUGUGGAAGCUUCAAGGCAAAGCCUUCUAAAACGAAAGGUUCUUCUGUGGAUGUCCAUUGUUUGUCUCCAGGGGCUACAUCCAGAAGUCUUUCUCACAGGAAAGUUCCUACUGACCACUCCACCCCUCUGUCCAGCAGUCACAGAGACCAGAGUCCGCUGCUGGCACGCUCCUCACUUAGAGAGAGGUUUCACAGCCCCACCAGCCCCUCUCAGUGGGAGCAGAUUCACAGUCGAGUUCAGAGGAUUUUGAGCACUCAUGCCACUCGAAAGCUGUCAUUUGACGAGCAGAGUGAGGAAGGAGAAUCCGAGUCAUGUUCCUGCCAUGACUCACUAUGCGACAGCCAAAUACAACCUGACAGGGUUAUUCCUGGAGAGCCAUCUGUUCAUUUAGAUAACGGUACAUUCUGGACCAACAAAGCAGCCAAAUACACCGGGAGGUCCCACAGAGCAGUGUUUGAGGACAGCCUUGGUAAAAUCUAUAAGAACCUGUACAGAAAAGCAUCAAGUCCUGGUCACAUUGAUUCAUAAGGAAUCUGGACAUCAAUAUUUGAUUUUAACAUAACCCAACUCCUUAUUUCUACACCUUAGCAAACUGCUUCCUGCAGCCAUAAACAGUAACAGUCUUUGCUACAUCACUGAUGAAAUAAUCAAGCCACUUUAGCUAAAUCUGAUUGGGUCAGUGCUGUUUCUAAAUUGAGGAAAAGAUGCAGAUACACAGCAGCAGCUUGGUUUAUUGAUUUAUUGGCGAUCCAGUCAGUUACAAAUUUGUGUGCAUUCUUACAAAAUGUGAAAUCUUCUGUCAUGCUCCGUCAUUCUCCCAGACUGGUGGCAGAGAAAAGCUUCUUCAGUCAGGGAAAAAGACAUGAAGGCACUAAAAA